GGCUUCUGCUCCGCUCCAUGCUCCGCUCUGAAAUUUCCGCAUCUAACCACACAUUUUGGCCGGAUUGUCUUUUAUUUGAGAGCAGAGCCAAGUGCCAAGGUCAGGUGUCAUUAAGAAAAGAAGAAAAAAGCAGGUGCCAUAAAGAAAAGAAGAAUCCAUUAACGGCAUUAAUGAUGUAAACCGUAUCUGAACCUAAUGAACUUAUCGAUCGCUAGUAUUUCUAGAAAAGAAGCACCGAACUGCAUCAUCGAGAGCCAAGGUGAACAAUAAUCUAAGUCGAAUAUUUAGCCUGUAUUUCUUACCGCAAAUUCAGCAGUGUACAGAAUGGAAGUGACUGGACCUUGUUGAUUCCGUUUGAUAGCAAAAGCGUUCCUCGCCAUCGUCGUUUUGCCGAUUCACAGCGUGCUACGGUCAUGUUUUUUUAAGUCGUUUAACGCUGACUUUGGAAAAUGCCAAAACGUGCUUGUCCCUUCGAAGGCGACCUGUUGCCGCAGAUGAAGGUGCACGUGGGCGAGAAGCAGAUCAACAACGGUGUGUCGAGCGACCAGCGGAUGAGGGAUGUCUACAAUAGGACCCUGAGUUUGCUCAAGGCGGGCGCGAAGGCACUCACAACCCACAAGUUAAACACGUCCGGGCAAAUGGACUCUGUGGACCUAUCGUCACCUUGUAAAUUCAAAUCUACGUCCAAUUUGAAACAGAUGAUGUUGACCGACAAAUUACAAUUGAAAACUAGCGACAAAGUUGUCAAUGAUAUCCGGAUAGACCUGUGCGGGUGUGGCCGAUUGAUAGAUCGGUCUACGGUAAGCGCGUGCUAUUACUGUGAUCAGGCGCUGUGCUCCUCCUGUCAGGCUGUGUGCGCCAACUGCACGGAAUUGUUCUGUCAGAACUGCUCUCUACCUAUAUAUAACUGCGACGAGCAAAUCAUGUGUCUUAAUUGCUAUCGAUAGCUGUCAAACAGAGAUAUUUUUAUGCGUGAGCUCUUGAAAACUGAUUGUGAUUUUGUGCAAAAAAUUAUAGAAUAUCGCUUUAUGGAAAAUAUUUAAAAAAUGUAGAAUCUUAGAAAUUAUAAAAAAUGUCGAUAUAAAUAGAAUUAAAUAGUGAACUCCUACAUAGAUUAAGAUAUACGAAAUAUUUCAAUAUUUGUUAUAUAAUGUUUACUUAAUUUAUUAAUAUUCAAACGUUUUAUAUACACAUAAG
This is a messenger RNA of Wasmannia auropunctata (little fire ant), 1197 nucleotides long. Its product is annotated as apoptosis regulatory protein Siva-like. Gene Ontology annotation, biological process: extrinsic apoptotic signaling pathway. Gene Ontology annotation, molecular function: CD27 receptor binding. NCBI's taxonomy places the organism in Eukaryota, Metazoa, Arthropoda, Insecta, Hymenoptera, Formicidae. The record is from RefSeq and is a predicted model, not a curated record. The transcript has 6 exons. The coding region runs from base 450 to 947 and encodes 165 amino acids.